UAAAACAUCCACAGAUGGUGCCGAGUAGAGCGAGCAGCAGGCACACUACGAGAGCAGGAGUGGGAGUGUGUUUGUUUGUGUGUCUGAGAGAGAGAGAGAGAGAGAGACCGAUACAGAGACUCCUUGGAUAACCACUGUAUUGUCAAGCCAACAGGGUACUCGGUUGUAACACAGAACAAGAGCAGGGGCCAGUUUGCUUAGAGGAGUUGCAAGGAAAAGUCUGAAGAGAAGGAGUGAGUUAAUGGAGGACGAUUUAAAAAAAAAAAAAAAAAAAGAGACUGAGAGAUGCCCUGAUCCUUCCCAAGAGAGCAGGAGGUAAACCGCUGGUAAGCAAAUACUAAUGACCUGACAAAAAGGAGCAUUCAACAUCAGGCAGCCUUACCCUGGAGCAGCUCAAGCCCGCACGCACACGCACGCACACACACACAGACACACACACACACACACACAGACACACACACACACGUGAGCCCGUAGCCACUGCGUUCCACUCACUCAUGAUCGUUGCUCCCGCCACACGCAGUCACAAGGGACAACCGGAGGAGAGAGAGAAGAGGACAUUCGUCCUGUCACGGGACUUUGUCCAAGUUGAAGUCUUCCUUGGAUUCUUCUUCUUUUUUUUCUUCUUCUUUUUUUUUUUUUAAACGUACUGCUUUUGUGCUGACCUUUCCAAGCACCUUCCCUCCCAGGAGAAAAGAUGAGUUGCAGGAAAAGGUGCAAGCGGGAGAUCUUCAAGUUCGCACAGUACCUGUUCAGACUUGUCACGGGCACGCUUAACACCGACAGCGUUGAAGAUGAGCUGGAGCUAUCUACAGUUCGCCAUCGCCCCGAGGGACUGGAGCAGCUCGAGGCGCGGACUCGUUUCUCCCGCAAGGAACUUCAGAUCCUUUACCGCGGCUUCAAAAAUGAAUGCCCCAGCGGGAUUGUCAAUGAAGAAACCUUCAAAGACAUCUACGCACAGUUCUUCCCGCAAGGAGAAUCUUCAACGUACGCACAUUUCUUGUUCAACGCCUUCGACACGGAUCACAACGGCUCUUUGAGUUUCGAGGAUUUCGUCAUGGGCCUGUCUACCCUCCUGCGUGGCACGAUCCAGGAAAAGCUCAACUGGGCUUUCAACCUGUACGACAUCAAUAAAGAUGGCUACAUUACCAAGGAGGAGAUGCUCGACAUCAUGAAGGCCAUCUACGACAUGAUGGGGAAAUGCACCUACCCCAUCCUCAAAGAAGAGACGCCGCGUCAGCACGUGGAAGUCUUCUUCCAGAAGAUGGACAAGAAUAAAGACGGAGUGGUAACCAUCGACGAGUUCAUCGACUGCUGCCAAAAUGACGAAAACAUCAUGCGAUCAAUGCACCUCUUCGAAAACGUCCUCUAACUUUUUUUUCCGGCUGCCGACCGUGGAGGCUCCGGCGAGAAGAUCGUCUCAAGCCCUGCUCGGGGGGGG
Pungitius pungitius (ninespine stickleback) is the source of this 1441-nucleotide messenger RNA. It is a transcript of the gene kcnip4a, whose product is annotated as potassium voltage-gated channel interacting protein 4a. Gene Ontology annotation, cellular component: voltage-gated potassium channel complex. The transcript has 8 exons. Gene Ontology annotation, molecular function: calcium ion binding; potassium channel regulator activity. NCBI's taxonomy places the organism in Eukaryota, Metazoa, Chordata, Actinopteri, Perciformes, Gasterosteidae. Bases 698 to 1372 code for a protein of 224 amino acids. The record is from RefSeq and is a predicted model, not a curated record. Gene Ontology annotation, biological process: regulation of potassium ion transmembrane transport.